Messenger RNA from Trichosporon asahii var. asahii CBS 2479, 1602 nucleotides. RefSeq lists its product as uncharacterized. The record is from RefSeq and is a predicted model, not a curated record. Lineage: Eukaryota; Fungi; Basidiomycota; Tremellomycetes; Trichosporonales; Trichosporonaceae. Bases 1 to 1602 code for a protein of 533 amino acids. The transcript is spliced from 3 exons. Gene Ontology annotation, molecular function: cysteine-type deubiquitinase activity. Gene Ontology annotation, biological process: protein deubiquitination.
AUGGUCUCCGCGCAGAGUGGGGUAGCUCAAUCUGCAGCAAAAAAAUCACUCUUUCAGAGGACACUGCCCUUCCUUGAACUGGCUGUCAAGGUCACCACCAAACAAGGUCUCCUAGACAAUGCCAGGUGGAUGUCUCUCAGGGCAGAGUCUCUGUCCCUCUUCACUGGGGACAACAAUGCUGCUGCCACCAGGCUGCAGAAGCAGGCUGUGGCUGAUCUCUUGGCAUCUGCUGGGUGGAAUGCUGGCAGGAGACAGGUGACAGACUGUCUCUCACCCACUGCCUGGUGGUUGGAGGGACAAGGGACAGAGACAGUUGAUGUCCCUGAUUUGCCCUUUGUCCCUGGUGUCCCCAGCAUCAGAGACAGCACCACCAGACUGAAGAUCCUGUCUCACUUGACUAGGACAUUCACUGGUAGGGAGGGACAGAAGAGACUGUUGUCCAUUGUCAAGGGGGCAGUGGGGUAUGUCCCUUGCCAGAGGGACAUGUCCCUCUCUAACACCCACAAGUACUGGGUGAGGGACUGGUCCCCACUGAGACUGACUUGUGCCACCUGCAACCACAAUAUCUUUGAGGCUGCAGCUUACAAGUGGUUUGCCCAGCUGGUGGAUGAGGGACAUGUCUCUCAAGCUGCAGUGGGCAUGGGGGACUCUGCUGUCUCUGGUGUCCCUGAUGUCCCUGGUGUCCCUGGUGUGCUGGCUGUGCUGGAGACAGCCUCUCCAGUCACUGUCUCCCACUUGUCCCCCUUCUUCACAUCCAAGAGACAGAUCAAGGACAUGCUUGCUGCCAUCAAGGCCUCCCCACUGGGACAUGUCCCUUGCAUCAAAAACUCUGGGGACAACCACAAGUAUCUGUCCCAUGGAUGGAAGCCAUUCAGGCUCAGGUGCAACAAGUGCAAGCACAAUCUCACACACAGCCAGUCUCUCAAGUGGAUUGCUGUGCUGGUGGACAGGGGUGAUGUCUCCAGAGAGACAGUGGGGUUGCCACCCAUCAGUCCUGUCCCUGAGUCUCCCAACAGUCCCCCACCUACUGUUGCUAGCAAGCACCUGCCUUUAAGGAGGCAGAGGCCUUGUCCCUCAGAUGUAGUGCAUGUCCCUAGUCUGACUAGAACUGCUGCUGUUGUCCCUUCAAUCACUCCAUUCAACACCCUCACUCAUGUCCCUGUCCAUCUGGUCUCCCAUGUCCCUGGUGUCCCCUUUGUCUCUAGAGUCUACAAGACAUCUUGGAUCCCUGGUGAUGGCAACUGCAUGUUUGCAGCCUUUGCCAGAGCUCUCAACAGGGACUUGUCCCCCAGGGACACAAGGGAUGCUGCAGUCAAAACUGUGGAGGACAACCAGGACAAGUACCAGGGCUUCCUUGUAGGACAGCCUAUGCUGUUCUACCUGAGGAACAUGUCCCAGCCAGGGACAUGGGGGGACAACCUCAUGCUUCAGGCUCUGUGUGACACAUACAGUGCUCAUGUCUAUGUCCUCAAGAGACAAGGAGGGACAUUCUCCUGGCAUGAGGCUGGGGACAGGGACAGAGCCAGCUCUGCCUUCUACCUGUCUCUGGAGAGUGAUCACUAUGAGAACCUGGUAGGCCAUUCCCAACUUGCUAGUCAGUAG